Messenger RNA from Annulohypoxylon maeteangense, 1677 nucleotides. Its product is annotated as EF-hand. The transcript is spliced from 4 exons. NCBI's taxonomy places the organism in Eukaryota, Fungi, Ascomycota, Sordariomycetes, Xylariales, Hypoxylaceae. The coding region runs from base 303 to 1214 and encodes 303 amino acids. The record is from RefSeq and is a predicted model, not a curated record. Gene Ontology annotation, molecular function: calcium ion binding.
UUGUGCCCUGCCGCUUAUCCAUCCACUUUCUAUUGCUCCAUUCCCAAGCACAGUUCGAGCACGCUGCACGCUGCACCGAACCAGCUAAGAACUAAUUUUGCCCAAUUUAACUGCCUGUCUGUACCUAAGCUACCCAUCCAUCAGCUUACAAAAACAAAUAAACCUGCGCUCCCAACUGCGCGUCCUCUCCUUGUUUCAUAAUAAACAAGAGUCGCUGUCUCUAUUUCUGCCGUCUUUACCGGCCUUCACUCUUUUACUACCCAUACUCAUCGGAUCUAAAACAAUCGUCAAGAUUCGGCAUAAUGGCGUACAACAGACCCUAUAACCCUGACGAACUGCCAAGAUUCGCAGAACCUGAGCAGAAGGGCGGUGCACCUAGCCAGUCUGCUCGAUACGAGAGCAAACCACAACCGCCUGUCCCUGGUGCUGGUCCUCGACACGAUAGUAUCCCACCUCGUCGCACUGAACCAGGACGUUUAACUCCUACAGGAUACGCCCCAAGUAGCUCGCCGCACCCAGGCAGCUACGGUAGCAACGGCGGCGGUCACCACAGCGGUAGCUACGACAGUUAUAACUACAAACCAAAUUCGUACUCAACUAUGUCGCCGCCCCCUUCCGCAUCAGGUCCGCGACCUGUAACGCAAAAUCGUCCACCCGCGGCGAGUCGACCACCACCUUCGCCUGGCCCAUCAGAAGGCGGCGCUGCUGACCCGAAGCUGUGGCCACUAUUCAGAGCUGUUGAUAAAGAUGGCACGGGCCAACUUUCCGAAAAGGAACUCUCAGCUGCUCUUGUAAACGGCGACUGGACAUCUUUUGACUCGCAGACGGUGCGCAUGAUGAUUCGCAUGUUCGACAGCGACCGCUCCGGCACCAUCGGGUUCGAAGAGUUUUGUGGGCUUUGGUCAUUCCUGGCGUCCUGGCGCGCGCUCUUCGACCGUUUCGAUGCCGACCGCAGCGGCAACAUCUCCCCCGACGAGUUCAGCAACGCCCUUAUCGCCUUCCGAUACCGCCUCUCCCCCGGGUUCGUAGACUUGCUGUUCCGAACUUACGAUAAGCGUAACGAGGGCGUUAUGAGCUUUGACUUGUUCGUCCAAGCUUGCAUUAGCUUGAAGCGCAUGACGGACGUCUUCAAGAAGUACGAUGAGGACCGUGAUGGAUACAUUACCUUGAGCUUUGAGGACUUCUUAGUGGAGAUCUUGAAGCAACUUAAGUAAUAAGUACAGUAUGUGGGCGAGGAAGCUGUCCGAGGUUGGGGUUGGGUUCACGGGAAAGGGAAUAUACUCAACGUUAGGCCGGGGCGGAAGGUGCUGGUAUGUAUAGACGGACUCAUCUACGGAGUCACCCUCCAUCACCAUGGAGGUAUAUAGGCAGACAUGGGGUAGGCCUUAGUUUCCUCAGUUCAAGGACAAGGCGUGCUUUUAAGCAUUUAGUCACGAGCAAGCUCGUACCUAACCACGGGGUUUUAGCUAAAUGGAAGCAUUCAUAUCUGGAAUGGAACGGGAUGGCAGUGAGCAUGCAAGGCGACACGGGUGAGGCAGGCCCAAGGAUCUUUUUUUCUCUCUCUUGUGUUUGCGGUAGAUACCAAAGUCAUACGGGAAGGGAGAAUGAAUGAAUUUGCCUAGCUAAGUGGUAGCGAACAGAAGGCAAUCAAUCAAUCACAGAUUCCAUCCAUAUCCA